CUCACACCUACCUGCCUUGCUCCCUCACUUAUCUGUCGCAUCCGUCUUGUUUUUGUGCAGCGCACAAGAGCCUUUCGAAACCAUGAAGGUCACAAUUAAAGAGUGGAACGCCGUGGCCACCUGGCGCUGGGACAUGCCGGAUGAUGAGGUCUGUGGUAUCUGCCGCGUCCAAUUUGAUGGGACUUGUCCGACCUGCAAGUUCCCCGGCGACGAUUGCUCUCUACUGCUAGGGAAAUGCGGCCAUUCAUUUCAUAUGCACUGUUUGAUGACUUGGAUCCAGCAAGAGUCUUCCAAGGGGCUCUGUCCCAUGUGCAGACAGAAAUUCGAGUGGAAACAGAAUGACCAAGAACAACAAUAGACGGUCGAGUCUCAAUGGUUGCGCUUCUAUCGACGCAUCAACAGGACCAAUUAACUACUAUGAUACCCAAUUCCAUUUACUGUUUAGACUCCCCAUGGUUGCCCCCUUGCUUGGUGUUUUUCAAUCCCAAUAAUGAUGUACAUAAUCCUUCCACUGGUGACCGAUGUUUACAACCGCCGAUUCAAAU
Molecule: messenger RNA, 545 nt
Organism: Aspergillus saccharolyticus JOP 1030-1
Lineage: Eukaryota; Fungi; Ascomycota; Eurotiomycetes; Eurotiales; Aspergillaceae
Product: anaphase promoting complex subunit 11
Exons: 4
Coding region: 83-358 (91 amino acids)
Biological process (GO): protein ubiquitination; positive regulation of mitotic metaphase/anaphase transition; anaphase-promoting complex-dependent catabolic process
Cellular component (GO): nucleus; anaphase-promoting complex
Molecular function (GO): zinc ion binding; ubiquitin protein ligase activity; cullin family protein binding
Source: RefSeq, a predicted model, not a curated record